Molecule: messenger RNA, 2101 nt
Organism: Periophthalmus magnuspinnatus
Lineage: Eukaryota; Metazoa; Chordata; Actinopteri; Gobiiformes; Gobiidae
Gene: slc7a11
Product: solute carrier family 7 member 11
Exons: 13
Coding region: 188-1669 (493 amino acids)
Biological process (GO): amino acid transmembrane transport
Cellular component (GO): membrane
Molecular function (GO): L-amino acid transmembrane transporter activity
Source: RefSeq, a predicted model, not a curated record
GAGAGGGAGGACCCACAGAACGGUAUCCUGGUGCCUGAAAAGCCAGAGGAGCAGAGGAGUCACACUGGAUGGUCCCUAGUAUAGUGUACUGGAGCCAAAACGCGAGAAGAGGAGCCAAUGCUAAGCUGAUCACAGAGACUGAAGAGGAGCAGGCACACGGGGCUCCUGUCCACACGGCUGGUGUACCAUGCCCUUCCGAUCCCCCCCUAUUUUGGGUCCCGACAAUAGGAGCGACGGUCAGCAAAAUGGCCCCUUACAGGACCAGAGAGGGUCCCCGGAUCGGCUGGAGCUGGGCAGGAAGGUGACCCUGCUGAGGGGAGUGUCCAUCAUUGUGGGGACCAUCAUUGGAGCGGGCAUCUUCAUCUCACCCAAAGGCGUUGUUAGGCACUCGGGCAGUAUUGGGGUCAGCCUGCUGGUGUGGAUCGCCUGUGGAGUACUCUCACUGUUCGGGGCCCUGUGCUAUGCUGAGCUGGGGACUUGUAUAAAGAAGUCUGGGGGCCACUACACGUACAUCCUGGCAGCCUUCGGCCCUCAGAUGGCCUUCAUCCGGCUCUGGGUGGAGCUGGUCGCCCUCAGACCCGCAGCCAUGGCAGUCAUCUCGCUGGCCUUUGGACAGUACAUCCUGGAGCCGCUCUUCAUGCCAUGUGCCAUCCCCCCUCUGGCAGUCAAGCUGGCCACCACCAUCGGGAUCACCGCGGUCAUGUACCUGAACGCCAUGAGUGUCACGUGGUCAGCCCGAGUGCAGAUCUUCCUGACCUUCAGCAAGCUCCUGGCCAUCGCCAUCAUCGUGGUGCCUGGCCUCUACCUGAUAAUGACAGGGGAGACGUCCAACUUUGAGAAUGCAUUUGACACCAGCAGGAUGCAGCUGUCUGGAAUGCCGCUGGCCUUCUACUCUGGGAUGUACGCCUAUGCCGGCUGGUUCUACUUGAACUUUGUCACAGAGGAGAUUGAGAACCCAGAGCGGACCCUGCCCUUGGCCAUCUCCAUCUCCAUGGCCGUGGUGACCUCCUGCUACAUGCUGACCAACGUGGCCUACUUCAGUGUCAUGUCUGUGGAUGAGCUGCUGGCCUCAGACGCGGUGGCUGUGACAUUUGCUGAUCGGGUGUACGGGGGCUUCUCUGUGGCCGUGCCUGUUUUUGUGGCUCUGUCCUGCUUCGGCUCUAUGAACGGCUCCCUCUUUGCGUUGGCCAGGAUGUUCUACGUGGCAUCUCGGGAGCAGCAGUUGCCCGCAGUUCUGUCCAUGAUCCAUAUACGCAGACAUACGCCUCUACCCGCUGUAUUUGUACUGUAUCCCAUGACAGUGCUGCAGAUCUUCGUUGGAGACAUUUACGGCCUCCUGAACUUCAUGAGCUUCAUGCGCUGGCUCUUUAUCGCUGUGGUGGUCCUGGGUCUGCUGUACCUGCGCUACACCCACCCCGAUCUGCCUCGCCCCUUUAAGGUGCCCCUGUUCAUCCCUGUCAUCUUCUGCCUGACCUGCUUCUUCAUGGUGUUUCUAUCGCUAUUCUCGGACCCUGUCAACACGGGGAUCGGGUUUGCCAUCUCGCUCACUGGCCUCCCAGUGUACUACAUCUUCAUUCAGUACAGCUACCAGCCUAAAUGGCUCCUGAAGGCACUCAACGCAGUGAGCCGAGCCCUGCAGAUCGUACUGGAGGUGGUCCCCGCUGACUGAGCUGCAAUCGUCCUCCUUCAGCUCCAUUCAAAUGAAGUCUGUUCUAAAUACAUUCAUGUCAAUGCAUCUGACUCACACAUCUUUACUGUGCACUGUACAUUAUGCAACUUAAAGGAGGGUAUGUUGAAUCUUCAUUUCAAAUUUCAUAAGCGUGUCCACAGAUACGAGGUAAACAAAUCUAAUAUAGCUUUUACAUUUUUAGCCCAGUAAGAGCGAAGGUACAUUCCCUCCCUUUGAUUUGGUGUCUUGACUUCUCAUUAGGUAAAGCUCCGUAUUCGUGUGAGCAGAUACACUUAUGUCAAAAGCGCACCACAAUGUUUCCCAAUCAGAGUUACAGGGACCUUCUGGGGGUACUUGAAAUUCUUGUAUUUGUGCAGUAUUUGAUUAUAAAAUAUAGUUUUUGUAGUAAACUGUUAAUAAAUUUGUAUAUCA